Messenger RNA from Paramuricea clavata, 511 nucleotides. NCBI's taxonomy places the organism in Eukaryota, Metazoa, Cnidaria, Anthozoa, Malacalcyonacea, Plexauridae. The record is from the annotation of a GenBank genome assembly.
AUGCCCGAAAGGUCACGUCUGGCUCAACUGUACGGCCUACCCAAGACCCAUAAACCAAAAUUAGCUAUGCGUCCCAUUCUCUCUGCCACUGGAACCUACAACUUUAUGCUAGCGAAGUGGUUAGAUGAGAAACUAAAACCAAUUUCCAUCAACGAAUUUACUGUUUCUGAUCCUCUACGAUUCUCCGAAGAGUUACGCAAGAAAGAGAUUGUUGACGGCGAAAUUCUUGUGUCGUAUGAUGUCUCCUCGCUGUUCACUAACGUUCCAGUUGAUGAGACAAUUGAAAUUCUUGUCGAGAGAGCUUUUCAUAAGGAAUGGUUUAACUACAAAUACAACCUAGCGCUGAAAGAAUCGGAUCUUCGCGCCUUGUUGAACAUAGCCGUGAAAAACCAACUAUUUCAACUGGACGGAAAGCUAUACGAGCAGACCGACGGUGUAGCAAUGGGAUCGCCACUCGGGCCUUUAAUGGCAAAUACCUUCAUGUGCUCCAUCGAGGAGAAGCUGGUCAACA